ACUUUGAUUCUGUUUGAAUUGAUAAGGUUUUUUAUAUAAUAUAAUUCCUUUAUUGAUAAUAUAAAUUAAGAACAUAAAUUGAAUAUCCAAGGCUAACUACAACAUAAAAUUUAAAAUAAAAUUGCAUAUAAAAUAAUAGAAAAGCAGGAUUCAUCUGGUAGGCUAGCUAAUAUGGGCGGUUAUUCUUUUGGGGCAAAUGAAGCAGAUGCUAAGGUAAAGAGUAAAUCAGCUGUCUCGCUAAAGGGGAAAAAUAAAUCAAAAGAGUAAGAAAAAAAUGAGGAAGAUGAAGAAGAUUAACAAAUUGAAAAAGGCAACAAUAACUAAACUAAAAGACAAUAAAAUAAUAUAAAUACUAAAAUUUCAGGAAACUUAAGUGAAUUAAUUGAUGCUGCAUAGGCAAUCACUUAACAGGAUAAAUAAUUUAUGUCUUUUACUCAAGUUAACGAAAUUGACAUUAAUGAAUUCUAACAAGAAAAUUUAAUAUUUUAAGACAAUCAAUAAGGGGAUUUUAAUCAUGAUUUAUAUCACUAUUGCAUUCAAGAUAAGCUUAAACAAAAAGAGUAUGAAUAUUUCUAAAAAUUAUCAUUAGAUUUUUAUACCUAAUAGAGAAUACCACAAAAUGAAUAUAACGAUUUGAAGUAAAUGCUAUAAAGAUAAAAGGAAAUUUUAGAAAAACAACCUAGUGUUAAUGUAAAUAGCUUGUUGAAUUUUGAAAAGAAACUGAACUAGCUAGAGAGGCUUUGGGAAGAAAUAAAAGUAGAGCUUAAAAACAGUUAAAGUAAAUAGUAGAAAUAAGAAUAGCUAUCCUAAAAUAAUAAAAGUUUUAACAAAAUGGGUGUACAAUAAUUAAGAAGUAUAGAAGGAGCAGAAAAUUUUAAUUUCAAAUACACAAAUUUGAAUGAAUAAGAAUAAAGUUACAUAGAUCAUAGUGAUGAUAACUGCUACGAAAAAGAGAACAACAAAUAUAAUGAAAAUAAUAAUAUUAAAUAUCUAAAACAAAGUUAAAGCGGCAAUUCAAAAAAUAAUUAAAAAAUAGUAUAUCAGUUCAUAAAACCCAAUAAAAAAGCAGGAGGAGUAAAAACAGAGCACUCACCUCAAAAUUUCAGAGAAAGUCCUUACUCGGCUAAUCACAAUAAUAAUAUAAAUUAAAAUGGAAAUAAUUUGAAUAACAGAUAACCUAAUAUUUAAUCUACAUCUCACUCUCCAAAAAGUAGAAGCAAUCCACAAAAACCUGUGAAUCAUAAUGGAGUAUAAAUAUAAAGAAUGUACGCUCCAUUUAACAUAAGUAAAAGUAACUAAUAGAUUAAUGGGUAUUAAAAAAAUUAAAAUGACCCAGCAUAAUAUCCAAGAAUAAAAUCAACAGCUACAAGAGAUUAUUCUCCUUCGAGGCCAAUAAAUAAUAGCAGCAUAAAGGCUGUAAAAAUAAGUGAAAAUUCGGCUAAUAUAGGAAAUAUGUCUAAGGAAUAAAGAGGAGGAUAAAGUACUGCAUAAACUUAAGAUAGCUUGAAUUAUGGAAGUGAAAUAGGAAACAAAAAACUAAUUUAGGGCCAAAGAUAUCAAGACUCAGAAAAUUUAUUAUACACUUAAAAAGUAAAAAUAAUAUAACGAGAAGUCAACACAAAUAACACACUUAAUAGAUCAGCAAGUCCAAAUAAUGGUAGAAUGAUUGCAAAAGAUCAUCAAAUACAAAGGACGAACUUCCUUGUAGCUAAAACAUCCUCUUCAAGCAAUAACGUGAAUAAUAAAAGCAAACUAUAAAAUAAUUCAUCUCCAAUAAAAAAAGAAUCAAAUUAAUUUUUUAGAAUAACAUCUUCAAAAAAACAGUCUAAUGAAUAAGUUUAAAAAUCUCCUUAAUAAGAAGCGAAUAAUAAGCCAAUAAAGAUUGCUUAGAAUAUAUAAAGCACAAAAAAGAGACCUAAUUCCCCUCAUAAUAACCACCGAUUUAAAAAAUUAGAAUAAUAAAAUAAUUGA
Molecule: messenger RNA, 1971 nt
Organism: Tetrahymena thermophila SB210
Lineage: Eukaryota; Ciliophora; Oligohymenophorea; Hymenostomatida; Tetrahymenidae
Exons: 6
Source: RefSeq, a predicted model, not a curated record